Molecule: messenger RNA, 704 nt
Organism: Xiphophorus couchianus (Monterrey platyfish)
Lineage: Eukaryota; Metazoa; Chordata; Actinopteri; Cyprinodontiformes; Poeciliidae
Product: zinc-binding protein A33-like
Exons: 1
Coding region: 100-645 (181 amino acids)
Molecular function (GO): protein binding
Source: RefSeq, a predicted model, not a curated record
CAACAGCGCCUCCUGCUGAAGAAUCCUCAGCCUGUCUCUGGAGCCCUGAUAGAUGUGGCCAAACACCUGGGCAACCUGAGCUUCAACAUCUGGAACAAGAUGAAGCAUCUGGUGUCCUACACUCCUGUGGUUCUGGAUCCAAACAGCGCCAACUUUGAGCUCAUCCUGUCUGAAGACCUGACCAGCGUGAGAUGUGGCCAGAAGCAGAACAUUCCCGACAACCCGGAGAGGUUCGACUUCUUCCGCAUCGUCCUGGGCUCGGAGGGCUUCAUGACGGGAACCUACAGCUGGGACGUUGAGGUUGGAGACAACACAGACUGGUUUGUGGGCGUCGCCUCGCAGGACGUCCAGAGGAAAGGAAACCAUCCCAGCCGUCUGUGGAGAAUCGGCUGCAUUGACGGUCAGUACAUGGCCCGGGCCCUGUCGGAACCGUCCACGGUUCUGGAACCGAUGGGAAAGCUGAGCCGGAUCAGAGUCCAUCUGGACUGGAACCGGGGGAAGCUGGUGUUCUUCGACCUCAACACCAACACACACCUUCACACCUUCACACACUCAUUCAGUCAGAAACUGUUCCCCUACCUGAACACGGUGAAUGCGUCUCCUCUGAGGAUAAUACCUGAGAAACUCUGCCUGAAGUCCAGUUAGAGCACAAAGUGGUGCUGACCCGACACGUUCGGGUCGUUCACCAGCAACACUGGAAUAUG